AUGUCACUACCUGAAGAUAAGAAGACCGAUGAUUCAGAUCAGGGAUUGGUCGAGGAGAUUUAUCAAACGUUACAUAGACAACUGGAAAGGCUAGUUGGUUUACAACGUGAAUGUUGGGCAUUGUUCACACGUCCAAAAAGUGCCCAGGCUGUUGGUACAACAGGUAUUAAACUGUUGAAUGGAAGCAAAGAAUACAUUACGGAUAGCAGUUGCGAUUUAACGAUCGAUAAGAAUGCAGUGCCAAGUAAAAAACGAAGGAAAGGUUCUGUCGAAAGGUGA
This is a messenger RNA of Enterobius vermicularis (human pinworm), 279 nucleotides long. The record is from the annotation of a GenBank genome assembly. Lineage: Eukaryota; Metazoa; Nematoda; Chromadorea; Rhabditida; Oxyuridae.